Messenger RNA from Candoia aspera, 927 nucleotides. RefSeq names its product olfactory receptor 14A16-like. Lineage: Eukaryota; Metazoa; Chordata; Lepidosauria; Squamata; Candoiidae. Gene Ontology annotation, cellular component: membrane. Gene Ontology annotation, biological process: G protein-coupled receptor signaling pathway. Gene Ontology annotation, molecular function: odorant binding; G protein-coupled receptor activity; olfactory receptor activity. The record is from RefSeq and is a predicted model, not a curated record. The transcript has a single exon. The coding region runs from base 1 to 927 and encodes 308 amino acids.
AUGGAUAAUUACACAUCUGGAUUUCUUCUCUUGGAAUUCUCUAGGAUUGGAAACAUAUGGAUUAUGUAUGCAGCUCUCCUGUUGUUAUUGUACUUACUGACUGUAACGGGGAACUUCCUCAUCAUCAUUGCUGUUGUUUUUGGCCACCACCUUCACACCCCCAUGUACUUCUUCCUGAUGAACUUAGCCAUGCAGGACAUUGGUUGGGUUUCAGUCAUUCUACCCAAAGCUGUUUUUAAUUGUCUUAUGAAUGUAAGGUAUAUUUCCUAUUCAGGGUGUGUUGCUCAAGUCCUGUUCCUUCUCUUCUUCGUGGUCUCUGAUAUUCCCCUCCUUACAGUCAUGGCAUAUGAUAGGUAUGUUGCCAUUUGCAAUCCUUUACAAUAUCAAUUAGUAAUGAACAGGAAAGCUUGUGCCAAAAUGGUUGGCUGUGUGUGGCUUGCCAGUUUUCUCAAUGCUUUACUGCACACCACUGAAACGUUUACCACUCCUUUCUGCUCUAAUGCUGUCAAUCAGUUUUACUGUGAAAUCCCCCAUUUACUUAAGAUUGCCUGCUCUGGUUUAUAUAAAACUGAAAUUGGACUUCAAUUAUUCAGUGCUAUAAUAGCAUUUGGUUGUUUUGUUUUUAUUGUUGUUACAUAUGUGGAGAUCUUCUCCACUGUUCUGAGAAUUCCUUCUGUUCAAGGAAGGAAAAAGGCCUUUUCCACAUGUCUGCCACACCUUAUUGUCUUCUCCAUAUUUUUGUUUACUGCUUGCUUUGCUUAUUUAAGGCCCCUUUCUAACACACCACCAAACCUUGAUUUCAUAAUUACCAUAAUGUAUUCCAUUGUUCCACCCCUGCUAAAUCCAUUAAUCUAUAGCAUGAAAAACAAGGAUAUCAAAGUUGCUCUUUCAAAAAUUCAGAGGCCAUUUCUGUUUGAAAACCUGUGA